This is a messenger RNA of Botrytis porri, 222 nucleotides long. RefSeq lists its product as uncharacterized. Bases 1 to 222 code for a protein of 73 amino acids. The record is from RefSeq and is a predicted model, not a curated record. The transcript has 2 exons. Lineage: Eukaryota; Fungi; Ascomycota; Leotiomycetes; Helotiales; Sclerotiniaceae.
AUGUAUAUCAAUUUAGCAAACUGUCAAUUGAAGGACGAACUAACACGAUCAAAAUUUCAGGUCCCGCCCUCAACUCUCCUCAGAUGGCACAAAUUUGUGCUUGUGCAGCUUAAAACAACAUCACUGUGUCAAUUGGAUUCUCGGAAGAUGACAACAACUCUAUACAUUUCUCAGGCAUCUAUAAGGAAUGAUGGCAAUCUUACAAUGCAAGAAGAAAAUUAA